Camellia sinensis is the source of this 3758-nucleotide messenger RNA. NCBI's taxonomy places the organism in Eukaryota, Viridiplantae, Streptophyta, Magnoliopsida, Ericales, Theaceae. The record is from RefSeq and is a predicted model, not a curated record.
AAUAAAAAAAAAUAAAUGAUGAUGAAACUUUGGAGAGGCUGUUAGAGAUCCUCAUUGCAAUUGGAGAAGACAGCGAGCGCGCCAAAACAUCCCAAAAGAACCAAGCGUAGCAGAGUCCUGCCGCAGCAGCAGUGCAGAUCCACCACCACCACCACCACCACCACCGCCAUGGGAAAGCAGAAGCAACAGGUCAUUUCCCGCUUCUUCGCCCCCAAACCCCAACCCCAAACCCAAACCCAAACCCAAACCCCUUCAGCUUCUACUUCUACUUCUUCACCCUCACCACCACCACCACCACCACCACCACCAUCAGAAUCUUUGCACCCUAACCCACCAACCCCUCCCCCUAAAGUCUCUGCUACUGUCACUUUCUCACCUUCCAAACGCCGCCGAAACUCCCAACUCACCUCCCCCAACCAGCCCAAACCCCAUCGAAAACUAUCUCCUCAUACCCACAACCCUAUACCUCCUCUUCCCAAUCCCUCACUCCACCAACGCUUCCUCAAGAAACUUCUGGAACCUUCUCAUGACCUUCUCCAGCCUUCUCCACAACCUCCACUUUCAAAUCCCAAGUAUACUCCCCUUGAGCAACAAGUUGUUCACCUUAAAGCUGAGUACCCUGAUGUUCUUUUGAUGGUUGAAGUUGGUUACAAGUAUCGGUUUUUCGGAGUAGAUGCCGAAAAUGCGGCUAGGGUUUUGGGGAUUUAUGCCCAUGUUGAUCAUAAUUUCUUGACGGCCAGUGUGCCAACUUUUCGAUUGAAUGUUCAUGUGAGGAGGCUUGUCAGUGCUGGGUAUAAGGUGGGUGUUGUAAAACAAACUGAAACCGCUGCAAUUAAGGCACAUGGGUCGAACCGGUUAGGACCAUUUUGUCGCGGGUUAUCGGCAUUAUACACAAAGGCUACAUUGGAGGCAUCAGAGGAUGUUGGAGGUGGUGAAGAGGGAUGUGGUUCAUGUAACAAUUAUAUGAUUUGUGUUGUUGAGAAGGGGGUGGUUGUUGAAAAUGCGGAAUGUGGGAUUCAGACGGGGUUAGAUGUGAGAAUCGGGAUUGUUGCUGUUGAGAUUUCUACUGGGGAUAUUGUUUAUGGUGAGUUCAAUGAUAAUUUUAUGAGGGCUAGCCUUGAAGCUGUCAUUCUGAGCUUAUCCCCUGCUGAGUUACUCAUUGAGGAGCCUCUCUCUAAACAAACAGAGAAGUUGCUAUUGGCAUAUGCUGGACAUGCCUCAAAUGUUCGUGUGGAGCGUGCCUCCCAAGAUUGCUUCAGUGAGGGUGGGGCACUUAAUGAAGUGAUGACUUUAUACGAGAACAUGAGUGAAAAUUGCUUAGCGAGUCACCAAGGGGAACAAACAGUGGUGGCAGAACAGGGAAAUAACCGCCUGGCAAUUGAGGCAGUUAUGGCCAUGCCAGAUUUAGCUGUCCAAGCAUUAGUGUUACUCAUUCGUCAUCUAAAACAAUUUGGAUUUGAAAGAAUUUUAUGCUUGGGAGCUUCAUUUCGGCCAUUCUCAGGGAAUAAGGAGAUGACUUUGUCUGCCAAUGCACUUCAACAGCUAGAGGUUUUGAAGAAUAACUCUGAUGGAUUCGAGUCUGGCUCCUUGCUGCACUGUAUGAAUCAUACACUUACUAUAUUUGGUUCGAGGCUUCUUAGGCACUGGGUGACUCAUCCUUUAAGUGAUCGAAACAUGAUCAUUGCUCGUCUUGAUGCUGUUUCUGAGAUUGCAGAGUCCAUGGGGUCUUGUAAAGCUUCACAGAAUUUGAGCAGCAUUGAUGUGGGUGGUUACAAUGUCGCAUUUGCGCAACCUGAUUUUAGUUAUUUGCUUUCUUCAGUUUUAAUUACUCUAGGAAGGUCACCUGAUAUUCAGCGUGGAAUAACUAGAAUCUUCCAUCAAACAACCACUGCGUCUGAGUUUGUGGCAAUUAUUCAAGCUCUCUUAGUUGCUGGAAAACAGCUUCAGCAACUUCAGAUCGAAGAAGAGGUCAAAGGUGAGCCAAGAAAGACUGUGCGCUCUGUCUUGUUGAGAAGGUUGAUUUUGACAGCUUCAUCAUCCAGCGUGAUUGGCAAUGCGGCAAAACUUUUGUCCACCUUAAAUAAAGAAGCUGCUGAUCAAGGGGAUCUUCUAAACUUAUUCAACAUUUCCAGCGGGCAAUUCCCAGAGGUUGCUGAAGCCCGGUUAGCAGUUCAAUUGGCAAAGGAUAAAUUGGAUUCAAUGAUUGGUUUGUAUCGCAAACAGCUUGGAAUGCAAAAAUUGGAGUUCUUGAGCGUGUCUGGAAUAACACAUUUGAUAGAGGUGCCAUCAGAUGUAAGGGUACCGUCAAACUGGGUCAAAGUAAAUAGCACUAAGAAAACAAUUCGCUAUCACCCUCCGGAAGUAUUGACUGCUCUGGAUCAGUUAUCACUGGCAACUGAGGAGCUUGCUGUUGUCUGCAGAACUUCUUGGGAUGGUUUUCUUAAGGACUUUGGUAAAUUUUACGCAGAGUUCCAAUCUGUUGUUCAGGCACUAGCUACUUUGGAUUGUCUACAUUCUCUUGCUGUUCUUUCAAGAAAUGAGAAUUAUAUCCGUCCAGUUUUUGUUUAUGAUACUGAUCCUGUUCAGAUACAUAUAUCUACUGGUCGUCAUCCGGUUAUGGAGACUAUGUUACAAGAUAAUUUUGUCCCAAAUGACACAAAUCUGCAUGCAGAAGGCGAGUACUGUCAGAUAGUGACAGGACCAAACAUGGGAGGAAAGAGUUGCUAUAUUCGCCAAGUUGCUCUCAUUGCCAUAAUGGCUCAGGUUGGUUCCUUUGUCCCAGCGUCUUUAGCAAAACUGCAUGUGCUUGAUGGCAUCCACACACGAAUGGGUGCUUCCGACAGUAUCCAGCAAGGACGGAGCACCUUUUUGGAAGAACUGAGUGAGGCAUCUAACAUAAUCCAGAAUUCCACACCCCGAUCACUGGUUAUCAUUGAUGAGCUUGGGCGAGGCACAAGUACACAUGACGGGGUAGCAAUUGCUUAUGCUACAUUGCAUCAUCUUCUUGAGCAGAAAAGAUGCAUGGUCCUCUUUGUCACCCAUUACCCUAAAAUUGUCGACAUAAAGAAUGAAUUCCCAGGCUCUGUGGGGGCAUACCAUGUUUCAUAUCUGACAUCACAGAAUGAGGAUAUGAUGGAGUUGAGUGAUCAGAAUGUUGAGACAAUGGAUCAUCAGGAUGUUACUUACCUUUAUAAGCUUGUUCCUGGUGUUUCAGAGAGGAGUUUUGGUUUUAAGGUUGCUCGGCUUGCCCAGCUACCUACCUCAUGCAUUCACCGAGCUACGGUCAUGGCUGCAAAGUUGGAAGCAGCAGUAGGCAAACGAGAGAAAAGUAGGCUGGUGCAGAAGUUGCUAAAAGAAAGAUUGGCAGUGAAUGAAGAAGCACAAGAGGACAUCUUGAAACCCCUUGAUUGUUCCCAUGCAGGAGGGAUACUGACUGACGCUUACAGGGAAUUCUUUAACAACCUAAACUUUGCAUUGGCUGAUAAUAAUGACCUUGCAAAAUGCUUCCAGUUUUUGAAGAACGCUAGAAACAUUGGAAUGGAGUUGAUUGAUAGGACUUGGCCUAAUAACCUUAAGGUUAUGGAUUCAAGUCUUGGGACCACCACGUUGUGCAUUAUACUAAAGGUUAGGUGUAUACUCAAUCUUUCCCCUCCCAAACACACAUUAAUGUGUACUAAUUGGGCGUCGUUUUUUAACUUUAGUUGGGGGUGGUUGGGUUGGUUUUGGCCUUGAUGAUUUGUGGAGCUAUUUAGUUUUUU